Molecule: messenger RNA, 1437 nt
Organism: Cannabis sativa
Lineage: Eukaryota; Viridiplantae; Streptophyta; Magnoliopsida; Rosales; Cannabaceae
Product: protein PYRICULARIA ORYZAE RESISTANCE 21
Exons: 3
Coding region: 364-1128 (254 amino acids)
Molecular function (GO): metal ion binding
Source: RefSeq, a predicted model, not a curated record
GGGUCUAUCAGGGCAUUGCACAUGCAGAUGUGAAAGAUUGAAGAGGCAGCAAUCAAAAAACUUAGCAUCCCCCUCCUAAUGUCACGACAAUGUCAAUGAUAGCAUGAAUUUCAACACCAAACGACACGUGUUCACUUCCCAUUGGCUUCUUUAUUUUGUUAUCAAUGCAAUGCUUGCGUCUUCUUUAACACCAAUUUGGUAUAGUUUAUAUCCUCUUAAGAUACUUGUACCAGCUUUUUCCUCUCUUCCUACACUUUAAAACCCCUCCUCAUAGAAGUAGCACCACUCUCCCACUACUACUCUAAAUUAAAUAAUUCCCACAAACCAUUUCGGCUGAGGCUCAGAUCUGAGAACCUCAUAGCUAUGGGGGAAAAGCAAGUUGUCAUAAUGGUGCUGAAGGUGGACCUUCAGUGCCAUCGAUGCUACAAGAAAAUCAAGAAAACACUCUGUAAAUUUCCUCAAAUACAAGACCAGGUAUUUGAUGAAAAAAACAACACAGUGACCAUCAAAGUGGUUUGCUGCUCUCCUGAUAAGAUCAAAGAAAAGAUUAUCUGCAAAGCCGGAGACUCUCUUAAGGAGAUUACUAUCAAAGUACCUGAAAAACCAAAGGAGCCAGAAAAGCCCAAGGAAAAGCCCAAAGAGCCAGAAAAACCAAAAGAAAAGCCUAAGGAGCCAGAGAAGCCGAAGGAAAAGCCUAAGGAGCCAGAGAAACCAAAAGAAAAGCCUAAAGAGCCAGAGAAGCCGAAAGAAAAGCCUAAAGAGCCAGAGAAGCCCAAGGAAAAGCCCAAAGAACCAGAAAAGCCGAAACCAAACCCUCCUGCCCCUGCCCCUGCUCCUGCUCCAGCUCCAGCCCCAGCUCCACCAAAGGAACCGGCACCGGCGGCGCCCUGUACUGGGUACCCACCAUUUCCGUACUACCGCACGUGCUGCUCGGAGUGCUACGGAGGCCACGGUGGUGGGCCGUGUGUAAAUGGUUUUGGGGGCCCACCAGGCCCACCCCCAUGUUAUCAAUACGAUGGGUAUUAUGGAAGGCCGGUGUACGAUAGUUACGGUGGAGGAAGGGGUUACCAAGUGAACAGGUGUGAGUAUGUAUGUGAUGAUAACCCUGGAGGUUGCACGGUCAUGUAAAUUACAAAAAACGGUUACACCUCAUGGGGCCAAGGCGAUAGCGAGCAAUGCUGUUAAUUCAUCGUGUUAUUAAAAGAGAACAACAAAAAUAAUAAAAAGACAUGAAAUAAUAAAUUAAAAUUUGUAACCAAUGUUUUAUAUUGUCUGUGAUGAUGAUGAUGAUGAGGGUAAUUAAUUGAGUCUCGUAUAUGUAUUGUUAAAUGACAACUGAACGAGAAAUUAAAGUGGUGAUCAAGCUAGCAAUAUAUAUGUAAUGUGCAUUGUACAUUUAGCCAUCUCAUCUCUAAUGUGAAACCACUUUUUGCUUUA